Messenger RNA from Thunnus maccoyii (southern bluefin tuna), 932 nucleotides. RefSeq names its product cytochrome c-like. The coding region runs from base 150 to 467 and encodes 105 amino acids. Lineage: Eukaryota; Metazoa; Chordata; Actinopteri; Scombriformes; Scombridae. The transcript is spliced from 3 exons. Gene Ontology annotation, molecular function: heme binding; electron transfer activity. Gene Ontology annotation, biological process: mitochondrial electron transport, ubiquinol to cytochrome c; mitochondrial electron transport, cytochrome c to oxygen. Gene Ontology annotation, cellular component: mitochondrial intermembrane space. The record is from RefSeq and is a predicted model, not a curated record.
GAUGACGUGAGAGGUGGAGUAACUUGACGGGAAGGAAGCACGUUUUGUGAAUCAGUAGUGAGUGAAGCCGGCAAGACGACAAAAGCCGAGGAGUUAACGGAUAAGUUUCACAUAGUUGGUUUGACUGACUACAUUUAAGUAAAGAAGCCAUGCCUGUGGACAUUAACAAAGGAAAGAAGGCAUUCGUCCAGAAGUGUGCCCAGUGUCAUACUGUGGAGGAGGGUGGAAAACAUAAGGUGGGGCCCAAUCUCUGGGGUCUGUUUGGACGCAAAACAGGCCAGGCAGAGGGCUACUCCUAUACUGAUGCCAACAAAAGCAAAGGCAUUAUCUGGGAUGACGACACCCUGAAUGUUUAUCUGGAAAACCCCAAGAAAUACAUUCCAGGAACAAAGAUGAUCUUCGCUGGCAUCAAGAAGAAGGGCGAGCGCGCUGACCUUAUAGCAUAUCUUAAGUCUGCAACUUCAUAAAGAACUCUACAUUUGCCAAUUUUGUGUCUUGACAAACUGCUCAAGAGGCCAGGGAUCUUCAUUUUUAUCCAAACUCAGGCAGAAGUGCAGGCAAUCUAAGUGGCGCUGGCUCGAUUACUUGCCACGUUUGUCACAGCUGUCCUGUUUCUGGCAUGAUCCUUCUCUUCGGUGGAAUGAAUGAUAUCCCCCUGGUUUUAACAGGUUCUUUUUCUUACAUAAAUUAUUAAACCAUAUACUGUGUGUUCAGAAUGUAGGGACUGAAAUCUGUGUUUUGUUUGCUAAAUAACUGUCAUCCAGUUGUUUUUUUUUUCUCUCUGUAGGUUUGUGAUUAAAAAUCAAGUUGUGUUCAUAAUUGUCUAUUCCAAUAAUGAAUAUGCCUUUUCUGCCUCUGAGUUGAUACUCUAUUGGUCUCUACUUAUGUCAUUUUUGAAAUUUCAAGUUGAAUAAAACUGACACUAUACACAA